Molecule: messenger RNA, 3523 nt
Organism: Prunus mume (Japanese apricot)
Lineage: Eukaryota; Viridiplantae; Streptophyta; Magnoliopsida; Rosales; Rosaceae
Source: RefSeq, a predicted model, not a curated record
UUGAGAAAACAAAACUUGAUGUGUAUAAUGGAUACUUUGUAUUCAAAUUCAUUCAAGCCUCUCUAUAUUUCUCACUUUUUGCUCCUUUUGUUUUUGGCAUCAUCAUAUCUGCACUCUAGUGGUAGCUACUGUCUUUGUUUGGGUGAUGGAGUUACAAGCACAAGUGUGAGAUCAUGCAUCCAGGAAGAGAGAAGUGCGCUUCUCAGUUUUAAACGGGAUCUCAAGGAUCCCUCUGGGAGGCUUUCUUCUUGGGUUGGUCACCAUUGUUGCCAAUGGGAAGGGAUUUCAUGCAACAACCGCACCGGUCAUGUGGCAAAGGUGAACCUCCGGAAUCCAUAUCCGUAUUUGAGAUAUCAUGAUGGAUGGGGGGAGUUGGCUUAUAACCAGUCUUGCUUGGGAGGUAAGAUAAAUCCAUCUAUGCUUAGCUUGAAACAUUUAAAUUAUCUGGAUCUAAGCUACAAUGAUUUUGAUGAGAUUCACUUUCCUGAGUUUCUUGGUCAGCUUAAAAGUCUGAGAUAUCUCAAUAUCUCCUCUGCAUCAUUUUCGGGAGAGAUUCCCCCUUCUUUUGGUAACUUAUCACACUUGAACUGCCUUGACCUCAGUGAACAAUCUGGCUACUCCUUACUUGAACUACCUUCGAAUAGCUUGAAUUGGCUUUCUCAUCUCUCUUCCCUAAAAUACCUAAAUCUCGGAGGCAUGAAUCUUAGCAGCACAGGAGUAAGUUGGGUGGAUGUCAACAUGCUUCCUUCCUUACUAGAGUUACACUUAUCCUCAUGCAAAAUUGAAAGCCUUUCACUCUCAAUGCAGAGCAAUAUUAACUUUACAUCAUCACUUUUGGUCCUUGAUAUGUCAUAUAAUAAUUUCGAUAGUUUUCCAUUUCCCACCUGGCUUUUCAACCUUACUAGCCUCAUAAAACUUGAUCUAAGCGGGAAUUCUUUCAGUGGUCAUUUUCCAAGUGAACUUGCAAGCCUCAAAUCUCUAGAAUACCUCGAUUUAUCUUUUUUGGGCCUCACAGGUCAAAUUCCUAGAGCCAUUGGAAACUUAUGCAAGCUAAAGACAUUAAGUCUUCGAUUGAACAACUUUGAUGGUGAGGGGAUUGAAGAGUUUUGGAGGAGUCUGUUAAACUGUCCAAAUAAUACAAUGUUAGGGUUAGUAGAUAUGUCUGCUUGUGGUCUGGGAGGCAAACUACCGGCCUCCUUAGGAAUGUUAAAAAGUUUGCAAUACUUGGACCUUGGGGGCAACAAUUUUUGGGGUUCAAUUCCAGAGUCUAUUGGAAACUUAUCAUUCUUGAAAAAACUUGACCUAUCUGAUAAUCAUAUGAACGGGUCCAUUCCAGAAUCUAUUGGAAACUUGUCUUCCUUGAAAACACUGAACCUCUAUGAAAAUUAUAUGAUUGGUUCCAUUCCAGUUUCUAUUGGAAACUUGUCAUCCUUAACAAUAUUGGAGCUCUCUAGUAAUUGUAUGAACGGGUCCAUUUCAGAAACUCUGGGAAAAAUGUCCGAGCUCGUUGAACUUCAUCUGUCUCGUAAUCCAUGGAAAGACAUUCUAACUGAAGCUCAUUUCAUAAAUCUCACCAGAUUGAAAUAUCUUUCAAUAUACAGUGAUGAAAUUGAGAAACCCAUGUCCCUCAUUUUCAACAUGGCUCAUGAUUGGGUUCCUCCUUUCAAGCUCCAGACAAUUGAGAUUGCCAACUGUCGAAUAGGUCCUGGUUUUGGGGCAUGGCUUCAAUCACAAACUGAACUAUCUAGUGUUAUUCUUCGAAAUAAUUCCAUCUCGGAUUCCGUACCAGCGGAAUGGUUCUUGAAGAUAUCUUCCCAAGUUGAGUAUUUGGAUUUAUCUUAUAACCAUAUCCUCGGAAAGCUUCCCUUCCAGUUGAAGUUUCCAAAGAUACAAUAUGUCAAGUUGGGUCAUAAUCAAUUUGAGGGACCAUUUCCACUUUGGUCCACUAGCGCCUCCCUCCUUGAUCUUGAAAGCAAUUUGUUUUCUGGGCCAAUUCCCUCCAAUUUAGACCAACUGAUGCCUAAAUUGAGACAACUGUAUGUUUCUGACAACCGUUUAAGUGGUACCAUUCCAACCUCCAUUUGCAACAUAAAGGAUAUGAAAGUCGUUUCGCUGAAAAACAAUACGUUAUUUGGAGAAUUCCCUCAACAUUGGAGUUUGUGGAGCCGAAUAGAAGUUAUUGAUGUGGCCCACAACAAUCUCUCCGGUAAUAUUCCGAGUUCAAUGGGUAUCCCAAGUUCUCUUCGGGUUUUAAAAGUGAAAAACAACAGUUUUGGUGGUGAAAUUCCUUUUUCCUUGCAAAAUUGCACUUUUUUGAGGAUACUUCAUCUUGGAGGCAACAAAUUCACUGGAAACCUACCAUUAUGGAUUGGUUCAAAUGUAUCCACGUUGCAACUGUUGCAACUGCGACAAAACCUUUUAAGUGGGCAUAUCCCGCAACAAUUCUGCAAUCUUCCCUACCUUCACGUCUUAGACCUUGGUCACAACCGCCUUUCAGGGACCAUUCCAAAGUGUCUGAAAAAUAUGACUUCUCUAGCCCAAGCUGAUGCUAAAAACCUUCCUGUGCAGGGUGACGAUAUCCGCUACUUCUAUGAUGAAUACUAUGGACAAACAACAAUAACAUCAAAAGGGAAAGAACUCGAAUACAGAGAUUUCCAAUUAAUCAUUUUGGCAAAGAGCAUUGAUCUUUCGUCAAAUAGUUUUGAAGGUGAAAUCCCUGAAGAAGUAGGCAGUCUCCUUGAAUUGGGUACGUUGAACUUGUCGAUGAAUGGAUUAACUGGAGAAAUUCCUUCAAGCAUAGGAAAUUUACAUUGGCUGGAAACUCUUGAUCUCUCACACAACCAUCUUUCAGGACGUAUUCCUCAAAGCUUUUCUUCUUUAACCUCUCUAUCUCACUUGAAAUUAUCUGACAACAACUUGAUUGGAAAAAUACCUUCGGGCAACCAACUCCAAACCCUCGAUGAUCCAUCUAUUUAUGAAGGCAAUCCAUCAUUGUGUGGGGCUCCUCUUUCAACUCUUUGUCCGGUAGAUGACACAAGUAUAGGACAAACUUUUCCUGCAGAAGAUCACAGUAAAGAAGAUAAGGAAGUGCUUUGGUUUUAUGCUAGCACUACACUCGGUUUCAUCAUAGGCUUUUGGGGUGUUUGUGGCACGUUGGUUGUAAAAAAGUCAUGGAGGUAUGCCUAUUUUCAAUUCUUUGACAACGUCAGAGAGAAGGCAACAUUAACAGUUGCAUUGAAAGCAGCUCAUUGGCAAGGGAGAUUGUGAUGGGAAGAAAAAUAAAUAAAAAUGUGCAUGCGUACGUGUUCUGGUGGGCUACUUGCGUGCCUUCUGCUGCUGAAGCUUACUCUCGGGGACUUGUCUUAGGUUUCAAAUUAUUGUUUUUGCUAUUUUUUUUAUUUGGAUUGGCGUGGUUUGUUUUAGUGCUUUCCUUGCUUUGUUUUCGGCUCUCUUACAUGGGGUUUUGGUUAUUGUCCUACCUGUUUAGGUGUUACUCUUUUACUUCUUCAAUAAAUUCUCUCGU